CGGAGCCUGGCUCGACACGGAAGGACGGAGCCCUUGCGACCGCCUUGCCCCGCCCGUGGUCCCCGCGCUCCUGGAGGGGCCCGGCUGGGGUGCUGCAAGGGCCCCGGGAGGUUGAAGGCUAAGCAUGGGGAAGAGCUGCAAGGUGGUCGUGUGUGGCCAGGCAUCUGUGGGCAAAACUUCAAUCCUGGAGCAGCUUCUGUAUGGGAACCAUGUAGUGGGUUCUGAGAUGAUUGAGACGCAAGAGGAUAUCUAUGUGGGCUCCAUUGAGACUGACCGGGGGGUGCGGGAGCAGGUGCGUUUCUAUGACACCCGGGGGCUCCGAGAUGGGGCCGAGCUGCCCCGGCACUGCUUUUCCUGCACUGAUGGCUACGUCCUGGUCUACAGCACGGACAGCCGAGAGUCCUUUCAGCGCGUGGAGCUGCUCAAGAAGGAAAUCGACAAAUCCAAGGACAAGAAGGAGGUCACCAUCGUGGUCCUUGGCAACAAGUGUGACCUGCAGGAGCAGCGACGUGUAGACCCAGAUGUGGCUCAGCAUUGGGCCAAGUCAGAGAAGGUGAAGCUGUGGGAGGUGUCGGUGGCUGACCGCCGCUCCCUGCUGGAACCCUUCGUCUAUCUGGCCAGCAAGAUGACCCAGCCCCAGAGCAAGUCCGCCUUCCCCCUCAGCCGCAAGAACAAGGGCAGCGGCUCCUUGGAUGGCUGAAUGGCUGCCAUCCCUUCUUCACCUUCCCACCCCCAUUCCAGCUGCUGGGGCUCUGGAAGAUGGGUUGAGGGGAAAGGGGGGUUAGGCAAGCUGCCCUUCCCAAGCAGCAGGGGAGCCCCCCACUAGGACAGGCAGCUGAGCUGUCCCAGGAUCAGGCUACUUUUGCUCCCUCCCAACUCUGAGAAGUGCACAUAAUCUAGGUUAGUGCCCCCAACCCCUACCCCCCACCCUCAGUUCUUAUCCUGUCUGCCUUGCUGUGACCUGAGGCAGUUGUGGGUCAGUGUCCCUUCUACCUGUCCUGGACAGGAAGCAGAACUACCAUGCAGAAGUGCCCAGUGUAGGGUCUGGUUCCAAUCACAGGGGUCCCACGCCUCUGGGCUUCCUGCCAAUGACACACACACACACACACACACACACACGGCACUGGCCUAGACUAAAGGGCAUUCAGGUAUUGUGUAUGUGUGUGUACGUGUGCACACGUGUACACGUGUGUGCAUGCUAGUGUUAGGGGUGCCCCUCAUCCAGCGCCCUGACAUUUCUGCUGUCCUUACCUUGGCUGGAAGAAGCCAGCCUCUCGGGAAGUGUAAUUUUCUGUGUUACCUCUUGCCCCAUUGUUUUGCUUCCUCUUUCUGCUCAGGGAGCAGAUGGGCCUCAUUGGGUGAGGUGGAAGUGAAUGACUGGGCUGAGUCACCCACUGGCUUUGUGACUCAGCAAGGCCUUUCCCCUCUCCCGGCUUCAGUUUUCUCAUCUGUGAGGUGACGGGUGUUGCUUAGAUGACCUUCUAGAUCCUCUCUAGCCCUGUGAGUUUAUAAUGCCCAUGGCCUCCGGCUGGCUAUGACUGUACCCUUCGCUUCUCCCUCUUCAAGGUGCUAUGCCUACCCGUCCCGGAGGCUGGGACACUGCUCUCCACCAGCCACCAGGGGGCAGGAGCGCACUAUCUGCUCUUGUUGCCAGAGUGGCUGCUCAGUGCCCAGUGGGGCACAUCACACCCAGGGGGGCCGGUCUCCACCCCUUCCUAUGGUUGUUUUCAGCUAAUAGCUGGACUUGUAUUUAUAAAUUACCUGUUUUAAAUGAGCCUGCUGCCAUGGUGAAGGCUGGACAAGGUGCUCCUCUGGCCCUUCCUUCUUACCUCAGAUGCCUCAACAGAACAAGGCAAACCAGUAGCAGCUUCUCAGGAGCUGACAGAUCUGUCGGGGCUCAGAAGGGUGGUGACACUCGCAACACGCUGCAAAGUGAGCUUAUGACCCACAACUUCCUGUGCCCACUUCGUGCUUCUGCCACCAUGCACACCUGGCACAGGUGAGACACUAUAGCCAGGCAAGCUCCAGUACCUGUGCCUUCUCCCCGAGACGGGCGGUGAGCAGGGACAGGCGGCCAGGGCUGGGCGAGGCAAGUUAGGGCUCGUACAGACUCGCGCUUAAAGUUCGUUUAUUGAUGCAUUGGAUACAAUAAAACCACAACCGUUAUCAAAAA
This is a messenger RNA of Equus quagga, 2173 nucleotides long. It is a transcript of the gene NKIRAS2, whose product is annotated as NFKB inhibitor interacting Ras like 2. NCBI's taxonomy places the organism in Eukaryota, Metazoa, Chordata, Mammalia, Perissodactyla, Equidae. Gene Ontology annotation, molecular function: GTPase activity; GTP binding. The coding region runs from base 125 to 700 and encodes 191 amino acids. Gene Ontology annotation, biological process: canonical NF-kappaB signal transduction. The transcript is spliced from 4 exons. The record is from RefSeq and is a predicted model, not a curated record.